This is a messenger RNA of Parnassius apollo (apollo), 1224 nucleotides long. The record is from the annotation of a GenBank genome assembly. Lineage: Eukaryota; Metazoa; Arthropoda; Insecta; Lepidoptera; Papilionidae.
AUGGGUAACGCAGGAAGUAAUCAACCUAAAGAAUGGCAUAAAGAUAACACUGUUAAGCCUCCCGAUGUAGGACCAUCUUCACCUGCAAAGGAAGGAGAAGCAUUCACAUUUGACAAAAAAGUUGACGACCGCAGUGGUCGAGAAGAUGACAGUAUUAUAGAAGAUGGCGCGCCGUACUAUACAAAGGCAGUGCCAGAAAGUAACUUGGAGUUCGAAACAAGGGAAAGAUCAAACACAUUAACUGAGAACACUAAGGUUGCUGAUGAUGUUAAGGUUCUACCCACUGUAUUUAAAUGGGAAGGUGGAGGCAAACAGGUUUUCAUUAGUGGUACUUUCACUGAUUGGAAAACUAUUCCAAUGGUUAAGUCUCAUGGGGAUUUCGUAACAAUAAUAGAUUUGCCUGAGGGAGAACAUCAGUACAAGUAUUUUGUUGAUGGUGAAUGGAGGCAUGACCCGACAGUGAAAGUUAUAGAUAAUGGGAUGGGAUCAAAAAAUAAUUUGGUCACGGUAAAAUUGUCAGAUUUCGAAGUUUUCCAAGCACUAGCAAAAGACAGUGAAGGAGUUCAUAGUAGUGCACAAACUGAAUAUUCACAGGAAAUACCACAAUCUAAGCCUUGGGAAAAAGUUUCAGGCCCUCCUAUAUUACCACCUCAUCUUUUACAAGUUAUUUUAAAUAAGGAUACACCACUUUCUUGUGAGCCAACAUUACUACCAGAGCCCAAUCAUGUUAUGUUAAAUCAUUUGUAUGCACUUUCAAUUAAAGAUGGGGUCAUGAUGGUGCGGAACUACAAAAGAAAAAAAGAGACCAAAUACACAGAAGAACAGUUGAAUGAAGCAGUUGUAGCUGUUCGCACAAAAAAACUUAACAGCUAUGAUGCAGCACAAAGAUACAAUAUACCGAGAUCUACAAUAAUCUCUAGACUAUAUGGUACUCGAGGAGCUAAAAUGCCCAGAGUUGGAAGACCUAGUAAAAAAUAUUGCACCAAAAAUCAAAAAGUGACAAAGCAUAAAAAGAGAAAAUUUGACAGUGAAUCGAGCUCAUUAACAUCAGAUUGCACUUUUGAAUUAGCAGACAGUGAUAACUCGGAUUAUGAAAAUUUUGAAGACUACAUAGCUGCGUGCUUAAGCGAAGAUGAGGAAAAAGAAAACUACCCAACAGAAAUUAAAUUUGGCUUCUCUGACAUUGAAUAUUUUGCCGAUGAAAAAAAAAAUCAAAAACGAUGA